AUGAAGGACAGAAAAGUAGCUGUGGGAGGGAGAAGUGAUCGAGGUUAUUCUGAUUCAGCAUGCUAUGCUGUUCCUCUGACACCACAUCAUGUGCUUAUAUGUGUUGCAGGGAUAGUUGGAGAUGAGUCCUCAGCAGAGCCUGAUGACAACACCUCCUUUUACCCGCUCUCAGCCGUAUUUCGUCUGUAUGUGUACGCUCUGCACGGCUGCCUCUGUGAGGUGGCCUUCACAGCUGUGUAUGAUUGGUGCAGCACCCGGGACAGGAGGCUGACGGGACACAGCAGCCUGUGGGCACUGCCCAUGUACGCCACUGCAAUCUUUUUCAUGGAAGGCCUGAGGACCCGGCUCCUGGCCCAGCACUUCUCACUUCCUGUGCGACUGACAGCUUAUACUUUAUUCAUUUACACAUGGGAAUUCAGCUGGGGGGUGGGGCUGAGUCUUCUAGGGGCCUGUCCCUGGGAUUACUCAACCCAUCGGUACAAUCUGGGUGGACUGGUGACUCUGGAGUAUGGACUGGCCUGGGCUGUUGCAGCAUUUAUAGCAGAGCAGCAUGUAAUCAGGAAUACACUGAGGAUAAGACUGAAAAACAACUGAUUGCAUGAUUAUCUUCCAAAAUCACAUUACAUUGGAUGUAAUUUUUGCACUAUUCUACGUUAACUGUAUUCUAAAUUCUAAAUGGUGCAAUAAUAAAAAUAUGUAUUUUCCUGCUCCUUCA
Molecule: messenger RNA, 715 nt
Organism: Cyprinodon tularosa
Lineage: Eukaryota; Metazoa; Chordata; Actinopteri; Cyprinodontiformes; Cyprinodontidae
Product: transmembrane protein 229b-like
Exons: 2
Coding region: 1-594 (197 amino acids)
Source: RefSeq, a predicted model, not a curated record